This is a messenger RNA of Dovyalis caffra, 1257 nucleotides long. NCBI's taxonomy places the organism in Eukaryota, Viridiplantae, Streptophyta, Magnoliopsida, Malpighiales, Salicaceae. The record is from the annotation of a GenBank genome assembly.
AUGCGGCGGCUUGCUGUGAAGAGGAGAAUGGUGAAGGAGAUGGAGCCUUAUGAAAUUGGGAUAAAGAGAAGUUAUAUAGCAUAUGAUUUAAUGGCUGUGAUUGUUAGGGUUUUUAGAUGGAUGGUUGAGAUUGAAAGAAAAAGGGAUUCAUUAGAGUUCGCGGAAAAGCAGCAACAGCAGCUUCGGUUAUCCUUGCCGAAGGAUACCCAUUCAAUUCAAAAGAAAUCGCUUCCGGCCACUGAGGAGCUUAGCUCACACACGAGGAAGUGGGUCAAUGAAACUUGUUCUAUUGCGGUUUUUCCCCAAAUUGAUGGGUGCAGAUGGUUGAUAAAUUACCCAAGUACCUCUCCUAGAAAGGUUUAUGCAAGUGGACCUCGUCACUUUUAUCCCAAUUUGGAUACUCUUCCAGAAAGUAUGGAUUGGAGGUCGAAAGGAGCUAUAAUGAAAAUCAAAGAUCAAACUGACACUAAUUCUUGUACUGCUCAAACUUUAACCUCAUGUAUGGAGAGUUUGAUCUUCAUGCAAACUGGUGAAAAAGUGAUAUUAUCUGCCAAAGAGAUUGUAGACUGCUGUGAAGAGUUCGAUUUUGAAACAGAAGCUGAUUAUCCUUGGACUAAAGAAUACAGUCCAUGUCGUCUUGAUGCUUUUAAUUCGACGAAAAAAUUCUAUAUUGAUGGCUAUGCUACUGUCCCGGUGCAAAAUGAAAGCUGGAUGGAGCUUGCAAUAGCUCAACAGCCUGUUGCUGUUGAGCUAUGGUUGGUGAAAGAAGAUUACGAGAGUUACAAAGAGGACAAGAAGUGUGCAAAAGGGUAUAAAGGUUGUUUGGUGCAUUCUCUUGUUCCUUUCCUAAUAGCAAUUGGAAGAAUGGGUUCAGGAGGAUAUUCAGGAGAAUUUUCAGAAAUGGAUGGUGAAAUAGGCUUUUCAAAAGACGAAUUAGGCACAGGAAGGGAUGCUAGAAAAAAUUCCUCCUUACCUUCCAAGGGAAUUUAUUCCACAGAGUACAAGUUUGACUAUGUAUUGCAUAUGAUGGCGGCAAUUGGAUACAAUAGUCAAGCAUGGAUUUUCCUAAACUCUAGAGGUGUUGGUUAUGGUGUGGAUGGGUGUAUGUACGUGAAACGGGGAAUGGAUUUGGAGCGCUACCCUGAAGGAAUAGGCAGGGUUUCCUUAAAUGUGACCUAUCCCAUCAUGAAUGGAGUGAUUACUCCACUGACUCAAUAUCCGGAUUCUAGAGGAAAGGUUGUGUGGUAUUCUAGAUAG